This is a messenger RNA of Durusdinium trenchii, 2471 nucleotides long. Lineage: Eukaryota; Dinophyceae; Suessiales; Symbiodiniaceae. The record is from the annotation of a GenBank genome assembly.
AUUCUUCUUCGAGCGGAUGGGCGAGGAGCUGGCAGCGCCAAAACAACUUGUAUUUAAUUCUACUACUGUUCCUGAAGGUGUGAAUUUGGGGUCCGUAUUCAGUGGUGACAUCGUCGACUGGGAUGGUGAUGGAGAUUGGGAUUUGAUUUUAUGUCCUACAUUUCCAGUCAUCCUGCUCGCGCUUCAAGAAGACAACGAGUUCCGAAUUGUGCCUGACGCUGACAGUCCUUUUCGUGCAGUUCAAUUCGGAGGGGGGGAGGCCGUUGUAACAAUUGCUGAUUUGGAUGCUGACGGCUACUUGGACAUGCUUGUCGGCACAGCGGUGGGCAAGAUAUCAGUAUUUCGGCAAGACUCUUCACAUGCAUUUGUGCACCAAGAGGAGUUCGAUGUGCACUUUCCGUUGGGCGGGCCAACUGGUCCUGUAUUUGGUGAUUGGGAUGGUGAUGGGGAUCUUGAAGUGCUUGUUGGGACGGCAAACAAAUGGGAAUACUUCAAGUUUGGAGCGUGUCAACUUCAAGAUCCUUGCUUUGUCAACGCAGGGUUCUGCCGAUCCGGGGCUUGUCAAUGCCUUGGAGGUCAUGACGGCAAAGAUUGCUCGAAAUGCCUUCCCGGCUUCGCCACGGUUCAAAGAAGCUCGAAGACUGGACACACGUGCACGUUUUGCCCAGGAGUCAGGUCAGAGGCUGGCCCAUGCAAUGGAAAGGGGCGUUGCUUCGAUGACCAGCUAUCUGCAGACAUUCUGAGACAGCAAGGGCUCACGGCCAUCCAGCCACUGGGCAAUGGGAGCUGCUCGUGCAACAGGCCUUUUCUCGGUGCAGAUUGCAAUGAGGGUGAAUGUCCUUCGGGCACGGAGUUAUCUCGAGAAUUAGACGGAACACUGAGAUGCACCUUAUGCCUGCCUGGCUAUGGAAAGGAGGCUGCUGGCAACCGUCGAUGCCAAGCCUGCGAGCCUGGCAUGUUUUCCAAUGGCUCAGGUUUUUGUCAACCGUGUGAGGCAGGGAUGCGCCAGGCCAGUUAUGGCCAAGCUGCCUGCGAAUUUUGCCCACCAGGUUUUGCCCCGAGGGACGAUGCCAAAUAUUGUUCGUAUUGUUCCCGGGGCACUUACGCAGCCGCCGGGGAUGCUUCUUGCCGACCAUGUGAGCCCGGUAGUUAUCAGCGCGACACUGGACAAACCUUCUGCGAAGUGUGUCCUGCAGGCUUCACAACUGAUGAGGACCGCACCGCUUGCAACCGAUGUCAGGCAGGCACCUUUAGCAAGGACUCGCUCACGGGUUGCCAGACCUGUGGUGGCUUUACCGCACCCAACGAGCAGCAAACGAACUGUAUUCCUUCCUGGGCGAAGCUUGCAGGCGCAGUGGUGUUCACAUUCUUUGCGGCAUUCUUCAUGUGGCUGCUGCCAUUCUUCGUAGGGAUCAAGCGUCACAUUGCUGAUGUGUCCUGGCUGCCCACGGACGAAGCGGUGAUUCUCACCACCCGGCAAAAGCAUCAGUUCUCCUCGAAAUACAUCCCCGUGGUGUUUCGCGAUACAGGUGUGAGUUGGCUGCAGGAAAGCACUGAAAGCACCACGGAAGAUGGUAAGACUAAGAGUGCUCCGACCAUCUCCAGUAGUAGUAGUAGUAGUAGUAGCACUAGUACUAGUAGCAUCAUGUACGUGAAAAAGACAUCUCCAACCCAGCUUCAGAUCUAUACAGAGCCUGGUUGUCCCUUGGCCAAGCGUGCGGAAACCUCCAUCGGCACCUUUCGACCAACGCCUUUGGCAGAAGCUUUUGGAAGCGUUUUCUUGGGCAUACCUGUGGUCCUAUGGAUGGGAGUCUCUAUUGCAGGAAUGAUUGCUAUGGCCUUGCUGAUUCACAUUCCCUGGUGGUACUAUAUCGCAACCUUCGUUUUUGACUUCUUCGUGGUAUUAGCGCUACGGCUGCUACAGAGAAGGCACGAUGCUGCAACCCCUUUGCAGGCCUUGCUCGACAGCUACAAGGCAAAAGUGAUGACCAAUCCAACUCCUUGUGGUCCAGGACCUCUUCGAUCGGUCAACGUGGGCAAACUCUGCAAGUUUGAGGAACACUUUCGGCCGAUCCUGCAGAGAAGAAGCAUGUACCUUUGCCAGAAGAAGGAGGUCCUCCCUUGAACCCCAGAGAAUGACUUUGUCGAUUUUGUAUGAUUUGGUCAUAUGUGUUCGUUGCUUGAACAUGCCGCGGCGCUAAGGUACUACGUUUGCCCUUGCCCCAGACUGAAACUGCAAACCUUGAUCUCAUCAAAGGCCUGAAAUGGUUUGAGUUGGUUUGGCCUGACCGCUUGCAAACUCCAAAGCAUAGAGGACAUCAAGCGAAUAUCGUUUGGACUUUGCAGUGGACAAGUUGAUCAUGACCAAGCUAUAGUUUGUGAGCUUUCUGAGAAAGAUCCGCUGGUGCCGAGGUCCGAAUUUAGUGAAGCCCCUCACAAAAGAGAAGGAGGUCUCCUUUGCUGAAUUUGUU